This is a messenger RNA of Aspergillus tanneri, 429 nucleotides long. RefSeq names its product MGMT family protein. Bases 1 to 429 code for a protein of 142 amino acids. Lineage: Eukaryota; Fungi; Ascomycota; Eurotiomycetes; Eurotiales; Aspergillaceae. Gene Ontology annotation, biological process: DNA repair. The record is from RefSeq and is a predicted model, not a curated record. Gene Ontology annotation, molecular function: methylated-DNA-[protein]-cysteine S-methyltransferase activity. The transcript has a single exon.
AUGCCAUCCCCUCAGCCACAACCACAACCACGUCCAAGUCAAAUCCAAAUCCAAAAAUCCCUCCACCGCAUCUCCACCCACCCCACCCUAUCUCCCUACCGGCGUCGGGUCUACCGCGUCCUCCUCUCGAUACCCCCCGGCCGAUGGACCACCUACUCUGCGCUGGCCAAGUACUUAAAUUCCAGCGCGCGCGCCAUCGGCACCGCCAUGCGCACGAACCCGUUCGCGCCCGACGUGCCAUGUCAUCGGGUGUUGGCUGCGGAUCGCACGCUGGGGGGAUACAUGGGGAGUUCGAAUGCCAAGGGGGGAAAGAAUCUGGAACGGAAGAAGAGGAUGUUAGAGGGGGAGGGGGUCAAGUUUAUUGAGGAUGACAAUGGGGCUAGGGGGGUGAAAGCUGUGGGGGGUUGUUUUGUUGAUUUUACGGGGUAG